UGCGCGUCCCGGGCGGUUCGGCUCAACAGACGCUGGUCUGCCGGCGCCGGGGAGCGACGCUGCAGUUGUCGCGGCGGACGGGGCAGCAGACGGGCGUCCCCUCGCAGUGUGGCCGCGACGGCUGCGCCCCAGGGUACCCAGGAGGCGGCGCGGGGAGUGAAUGAUCUGGGGCUCUGUCGGGCCGGUGUGGGCCCAAGGCCGGAGUAACCCGCGCCCCGGCGUCGCGAUUCUUGCUGAAAUCUGUUAAUUCUACUUUUUGAGCACUUAUGAAUAACCACGUAUCUUCAAAACCAUCUACCAUGAAGUUAAAACAUACCAUCAACCCCAUUCUUUUAUAUUUCAUACAUUUUAUAAUAUCACUUUAUACUAUUUUAACAUACAUUCCAUUUUAUUUUUUCUCUGAGUCAAGACAAGAAAAAUCAAACAAAAUUAAAGCAAAGCCUGUAAAUGCCAAGCCUGAGUCUGCAUACAGAGCUGUUAAUAGUUUGGAUGGUUUGGCCUCAGUAUUAUACCCUGGAUGUGAUACUCUAGAUAAAGUUUUUAUGUAUGCGAAAAACAAAUUUAAAAACAAAAGACUUUUGGGAACACGUGAAAUUUUAAAUGAGGAAGAUGAAGUACAACCAAAUGGAAAAAUUUUUAAAAAGGUUAUUCUUGGACACUAUGAUUGGCUCUCCUAUGAAGAUGUCUUUGUUCGAGCCCUUAAUUUUGGAAAUGGCUUACAGAUGUUGGGUCAGAAACCGAAGACCAACAUUGCUAUCUUCUGUGAGACCAGGGCCGAGUGGAUGAUUGCAGCACAGGCGUGUUUUAUGUAUAAUUUUCAGCUUGUUACAUUAUAUGCUACUCUCGGAGGUCCAGCAAUCGUUCAUGGAUUGAAUGAAACAGAGGUGACCAACAUUAUUACUAGUAAGGAGCUCCUGCAAACAAAGUUAAAGGAUAUAGUUUCUUUGGUGCCACGCCUGCGGCACAUCAUCACUGUUGAUGGGAAGCCGCCAACCUGGUCUGAGUUCCCCAAAGGUGUCAUUGUUCAUACCAUGGCUGCGGUUCAGGCCCUGGGAGCCAAGGCCAGCGUGGAAAACCAACCUCGUAGCAGACCGUUGCCCUCAGACAUUGCAGUGAUCAUGUACACAAGUGGAUCCACAGGACUCCCAAAGGGAGUCAUGAUCUCACAUAGUAACGUCAUUGCUGGUAUAACUGGGAUGGCGGAAAGGAUUCCAGGACUGGGAGAGGAAGAUGUCUACAUUGGAUAUUUGCCUCUGGCCCAUGUUCUAGAGCUGAGUGCUGAGCUUGUCUGUCUUUCUCAUGGAUGCCGCGUCGGCUACUCUUCACCACAGACUUUAGCAGAUCAGUCCUCAAAAAUAAAAAAAGGAAGUAAAGGGGAUACCUCCAUGUUGAAACCGACACUGAUGGCGGCUGUUCCGGAAAUCAUGGAUCGAAUCUAUAAAAAUGUCAUGAAUAAAGUGAAUGAAAUGAGCAGUUUUCAACGCAAUCUGUUUAUUUUGGCCUAUAAUUACAAAAUGGAACAGAUCUCAAAAGGACGCAGUACUCCACUGUGUGAUAGUUUUGUUUUCCGGAAAGUUCGAAGCUUGCUGGGUGGAAAUAUCCGGCUUCUCUUGUGUGGUGGUGCUCCCCUUUCUGCAACCACGCAGCGAUUCAUGAAUAUCUGUUUUUGCUGUCCCGUUGGCCAGGGAUAUGGACUUACGGAAUCUGCUGGGGCUGGAACAAUUACAGAAGUGUGGGACUACAAUACUGGCAGAGUGGGAGCACCAUUAGUUUGCUGUGAAAUCAAAUUAAAGAACUGGGAGGAAGGUGGAUACUUUAAUACUGAUAAACCGCACCCUAGAGGUGAAAUUCUUAUUGGUGGCCAAAAUGUGACAAUGGGAUAUUACAAAAAUGAAGCAAAAACAAAAACUGAUUUCUUUGAAGAUGAAAAUGGACAGAGGUGGCUCUGCACUGGAGAUAUUGGAGAGUUUGACCCCGAUGGUUGUUUAAAAAUUAUUGAUCGUAAAAAGGACCUUGUAAAACUACAAGCAGGAGAGUAUGUUUCUCUUGGGAAAGUAGAGGCAGCUUUGAAGAAUCUUCCACUAAUAGAUAACAUUUGUGCAUAUGCAAAUAGUUAUCAUUCUUACGUCAUCGGAUUUGUCGUGCCAAAUCAAAAGGAGCUAACAGAACUAGCUCGAAGGAAAGGACUUAAAGGGACUUGGGAGGAGCUGUGUAACAGCUGUGAAAUGGAAAAUGAAGUGCUGAAAGUACUUUCUGAAGCUGCUAUUUCAGCAAGUCUGGAAAAGUUUGAAAUUCCAGUAAAAAUUCGUUUGAGCCCUGAACCAUGGACCCCUGAAACUGGUCUGGUGACAGAUGCCUUCAAGCUGAAACGCAAAGAGCUGAAAACACAUUACCAGGCGGACAUUGAGAGAAUGUAUGGAAGAAAGUAAUUGUUUUCUUUUUGGCAUCGGUUUGCUACAGUGAGCUCAGAUCAAAUAGGAAAAUACUUGAAAUGCCUGUCUCAAACUGUGAGGCAAACUUCAUUCUUCACAUUAAAUCUAAACUGUUAUUUCUCAUGGCAUCACCGUUUUUAACUGACAGGAUUAGUAAAAUAUUAAGACGGCAAACUGGCGUCUGUCUGUUCUUUCUUUUCCCCUCCUCCAGUUUAGUUUCCCACCUGUGACUGUAUUUGUCAGUAUGAGAAUUUUUCUGAAUCAUAUUGGGGGAGCAGUGAUUUUAAAACCUCCAGUUUUUAAACAUGAUUUAUAUGUUCUGUAUAAUGUUCAGUUUGUAACUUUUUAAAGUUUGGAUGUAUAGAGGGAUAAAUAGGAAAUAUAAGAAUUGGUUAUUGGGGGGCUUUUUUACUUAACUGUAUUUAAUAAUACAAGGGUAUUGAUGUGAAAUUAUGUAAAUUUCAAAUGCUUAUGAAUCAAAUCAUUGUUGAACAAAAGAUUUGUUGCUGUGUAAUUACUGUCUUGUAUGCAUUUGAGAGAAAUAAAUAUACCCGUAUGUAUGUUUUAAGAAAUUGAGGUCUUGUGAA
Messenger RNA from Otolemur garnettii (small-eared galago), 3019 nucleotides. It is a transcript of the gene ACSL3, whose product is annotated as acyl-CoA synthetase long chain family member 3. Gene Ontology annotation, molecular function: long-chain fatty acid-CoA ligase activity. The record is from RefSeq and is a predicted model, not a curated record. The coding region runs from base 267 to 2429 and encodes 720 amino acids. NCBI's taxonomy places the organism in Eukaryota, Metazoa, Chordata, Mammalia, Primates, Galagidae. Gene Ontology annotation, cellular component: endoplasmic reticulum; plasma membrane; lipid droplet. The transcript is spliced from 15 exons. Gene Ontology annotation, biological process: long-chain fatty acid metabolic process; neuron differentiation; long-chain fatty-acyl-CoA metabolic process.